Molecule: messenger RNA, 3897 nt
Organism: Trifolium pratense (red clover)
Lineage: Eukaryota; Viridiplantae; Streptophyta; Magnoliopsida; Fabales; Fabaceae
Product: protein FAR1-RELATED SEQUENCE 5-like
Exons: 6
Coding region: 377-3190 (937 amino acids)
Biological process (GO): regulation of DNA-templated transcription
Molecular function (GO): zinc ion binding
Source: RefSeq, a predicted model, not a curated record
AAAUAAAUGUUACAGGCUGAAACAUUUCUUUCUCUGUCAAAGGUUUUUUUACGGUGGAAACAUUUCUCUGAAACACAAACUCUGUCCAAUUUUGGCCUCAUCCCGGCGGCGGCGCUGCCUCUCUCCACUGCGUAGUUCUUCUUUCACCGCCGCUUUUUAGGGUUUUGUUGUCUUAAUUCUCUGUUAUUGAAUCUUCUAUUUUUAGGAUUGUUGAAAGUUUGGGAAAUUGGUCUUCUUCUCUCUUCUUAGUUUCACUUGCUUUGUAAAGGGGAGAUCCGCCGCAUCACAUGCUCUCACCGAAAUCACACGAGUUUUCACGCCGAAUCACUAUCGUGUCGCCGCUGUAACCUGAGUUCCCCGCCGCCACCGACCUUUGAUGCAGACAACAAACUCAUCAGGAUUACCAAAUUGUGAAGCAAACAUGGAUAAUGGUAGAGAUGCUGAUGAUGUUGAAAUGAACAGUGGUAAUGAUAUGCAUGACGAGGAAGGAGAAGAUGAUUUGGAUGGUUACACACCUAUAGAUAAAUUCACAGAUGAUGAUAUAAGAGAGAUGGAAUUUGAAUCAGAGCAAAACGUUGUUGAUUUUUAUGAAAUGUAUGCUGAAUAUCAUGGGUUUGCUGUAAGAAAAGAUUUUAAGGAAUCUGAUAUGGAAGGGAAUAUUGUUAAGCGCCAAUUAGUUUGUAAUAGACGAGGUCAGAGACAUAAAAGCCAUUUGUUGCGGGUGAACCGGCGCAGGGAGCCAAGGCCAAUAACUCGAACAGAUUGUCGUGCUCGGAUUCAUGUGGCGUAUAAUGUUGAGACUAAGCGUUGGAGAGUUGUUACAUUUGAGUCCGUUCAUAAUCAUGAGUUAAUUCCACGACGUUUCGUUCAUUGUAUUCCUAAGUAUCGUCGAUUGAGUGAAGCUGAUAAAGCGCUCGCUGAUGGCUUGCAUACAUGUGGAGUUAGAACAUGUCAUAUUUUGGGUUUUAUGAUGGCUCAGAAAGGUGGUCACGAAGGUUUGGGAUUCAUCAAGAAAGACCUCUAUAACUACUUUAGUAAUGGAGCUAAGGCUAGAAGGGAAAAUGGGGAUGCUAUUGCUGCUUUGUGUUAUUUCCAGUCUAAAGCUGAUAAUGAACCGAUGUUUUAUUCGAAGUUUACAAUAGACAAUGGUCGUCUACAAAAUUUAUUUUGGUCAGAUGGAACUAGCCGAUUUGACUUUGAAUGUUUUGGUGACGUGCUUGCAUUUGACACAACCUACAAAAGGAACAGGUACAACAAGCCGUUUGUUAUUUUCAGUGGGUUGAAUCAUCAUGGUGAAACUACAAUUUUUGGGUGUGCUUUAAUUUCUGAUGAAACGACUGAGACAUAUAAAUGGCUUUUAAAUACCUUGUCAGAUGCAAUGUUUAAAAAACAUCCCAGAGUAGUUGUUACUGAUGGCGAUGGUGCAAUGAGGGAAGCUAUUAGAGUUGAAUUUCCAAAUGCAUUUCAUCGCCUUUGUUCUUGGCAUUUACAUCAAAACGCUAUUCAAAAUGUCAAGAGUCCAAAGUUUGUGGAAGAGUUUAACUCAUUGAUGUAUGCUGAUUAUUUCCCUGAGAAAUUUGAAACUGAGUGGAAGAGGAUCACCGAUGAUUGUGAUGUAUCAAACCACAAGUGGGUUAAAAAAGUUUACGAGACGAAGACAAUGUGGGCAAGUGCGUACAUGCGAGACAAAUUUGUUUGUGGUAUAAGGACUACAUCUCGUUGUGAAGGUAUCAAUUCAUUUAUCAAGGGGUAUGUGGAAAAGAAAAACAGUCUUGUUGAAUUCAUUCAUAAUUUUGAAAGAGCAGUGAAAGAAUACAGACAUAAUGAAUUAUUGUCUGAUUUCAACUCGUUAUAUUAUGAGCCUGUGUUGACAAAUGCUUUAGAAGGGAUUGAGAUCGAUGCUUCCAAGGUCUUUACAAGAAAUAAGUUUAGGGAAGUUAAAAAACAGAUAGAAGGGGCAGGUGCAUUGAAUGUCAUUGAACGGACUGAGCUUGGUAAUAAUGUCACGUUGAAGAUGAAUCGAUUUUGCAAUCCAAAUUUGAAUAUUUCAGUUCGUCUUGAUAAGGUGGAAAAUAUAUUUUCAUGUGACUGUAGUUUGUUUGAACGCGAAGGAAUUCCAUGUUCUCACAUUAUUUGUGCCAUGAGGCACGAGCAUAUUAAUGUGUUUCCAAAAAGUUUAAUUUGUAAGAGGUGGACUAAAUCAGCAAAGAAUGACUACAUAUCAUCAACUACGUCUUUCGAAGAAUGUGAUUCUGAAAAGUUGUUCAUGUUUCGUCGUGGGGCUAUGUCUGCUGCUUUCAAUACUUUGUGCGAAGUUUCUUGUAAACAUGAUGGUUCUUAUAAAGAGGCUAUAGAAGGACUUCACAAUUUGCUUGAGAAAAUAAGGAGGCAUCAAGAUGGAAAUAAUAAAAAUAAUGCCAAUCCGUCGGUUAUUGGUGAUCCCGAAAACGUCAAGAGCAAGGGUGCCCCUCGUAGGAACAAAAAAUCACGCGGCAAUAGAUAUUGUACUCGUUGUAAACGACCUAAUCACAACAAACAAACAUGUCCGUUACGAGAUGCACCUGGUGAUCUACAUCAAGUCGAGGGUGAGGGUUCAGCUGGCCAACCUAAUGACGAGUCGAUGGAUUUCAAUGUGUCCUUAAGCCAGAAUCUCAAUGAUGACAUAAAUGAGGCUGCUCAUAACAACCGUGGUAGUAAACAAAAGAGAAAACGCGCCACUGUUGCUAAUUCAAAACAAGCUGAAAAAGAGAAGUCCAACAAACCUAAGGAGAACAUGUCAGAUACAAAUGAACAAGACAUUCCAGGGGCUAGUGCUUUUGUCAAUCCAAAUCACUCAUUCAAUAUUGACAGCAAUGUUAUGAGACAUGGUUUUGUAUUUGGUAAUCCCACUAGUAAAAUGGAACGUCAGAAAGCAACGUGGAACUAUGGUGUAGGGUAUGGUGCCGAUUAUUUCACCACAUGUAAUGGGGUUCGAAAUCAAAGUGCAUCAAUUUUUCCCCAAUUUGUUCCAAAUCAAAGUGCACCAAUUUUCCCCCAAUUUCAUCCAAAUCAAAGUUCACCAAUUUUCCCCCAAUUUCAUCCAAAUCAAAGUUCACCAAUUUUCCCCCAGUUUCCACCAGUAGACAACAAUUUUCUUCGACAAAGCAGAACACAUGAUUUCCCUCGUUAUACACGUGUGAGUAUCAAUUAAUAGAUAAAUGGUACACGUGGUUGUAUCAAAACCUCUUUGCUGCAAAAUUAAUAGAUAAAUGUACAAUUAAUGUCACUCAUAGUGUUGAAUUUUUUUAAGUAAAUUUUUUUUUAAUACAAUGUGAAAUGUAUGACUAACUCGUCUGUUGAACGACCAAAUAUGUAAGAUGCCAUAGCACAUUGGUCGGAGGUUAGAUUCAUUAUCUCCUUUGGUUUAAAGAGUGAAGACAACCACUGCAUUCACAAAUGUCAUGACAAAUAAAAUGAGUUAAUAAUGGAUGCCAAGAAUGAUGGUUAUAUCAAACGAGUAACACAGAGGUAAAUUACUUACAUCGGGGAUAGACGGACCAACUAAUGUUUUGCUGGAUUUGAUGUAGCACCCUGUCGGAGUGGUGGUUACUUGCACAUAUUUGUUGCCAUCUUUGGCAUAUGGUGAAAAGAUUUUACUAAGUUUUUCCUUCUUCAAAGGUCGAAUACUUUCCUUUGUCAAAGGUGUUACCAGCUUUUCCACAGGUUGUCUUAACAUGGUCAGUAUAGUUUCCUUAAAGUCAUCAAUUGACUUUAUCACCAUAGACACUUGUGUUUGGUCCUAUUCAAAUUGGCAAAAUUUUUAAAACUAUGGACAAACACUUUGUGAAAUAUGUAAAUAUUACUUAAGUUAUAAAUUAAUUACCUCCCAAUGAUCAAAAUUUUCUUCUUCUUUAAAAA